Messenger RNA from Coccinella septempunctata (seven-spotted ladybird), 1334 nucleotides. RefSeq lists its product as uncharacterized. The coding region runs from base 199 to 825 and encodes 208 amino acids. The record is from RefSeq and is a predicted model, not a curated record. NCBI's taxonomy places the organism in Eukaryota, Metazoa, Arthropoda, Insecta, Coleoptera, Coccinellidae. The transcript has 5 exons.
UAUUAUUUUUUCUACAAUUUUUGAUAAUUUUCUUCAAUUUCGCAGGUGAAAAUAAUAUACCUGAGGAACUUGAGUGUGACCGAGUCCAGAGAAGAUUUGAAAGCGGUGGUAGAAAAAUAUGUCAACCCCUCGGAAGUAGAAAAAGUUUACAAGUUCAAAGAUUACGCAUUUGUUCAUCUAUCAUCGAGGGAAACGACCAUGAAACUAGUGGAACUUUUGAAACAACAUUUCAAAAACACAUUCGUCGAAAUUACUCUUGCAAAACCAGGAAAUCACUUUACGAAACCGGGAUAUCGCAAAUAUCAAAUGAUGAAAAAUAGUCCUUACCUACCGAAAGCGUUUGCAGAGUCAUCGAAUUCUGCUGCAUCAUCAAAUUCCAGCUCUCAACUAUGCGACGUAAAUUCCCAUCUAACAACUCCCAGUCCCCUUUCUGCAUCGAAUUGGAUUCAUUCUCUUCCCUCGUCCCCUGUUUCUUUUCCUUCAUCCACUAACCCAUGGCAAGAAAACGACCAAUUCUUCGAUGAAGAACAAAGCAACAUCUUUCACUUUAAUUUUCCCAUAACGUAUCACCUUCAGAAUGGAGUGAGAAAUAUGCAAAGAUAUAAUGAAUUUAUGGGACUUGAGGACUGCAAUUCAACCGAUACCUAUUCUUCUGAUAAUGGAUCUCAACACCUUGUUUCUGCAAUAAAAAAUAUUCUGAUUGAAGAGGACAACAGUACUGGAUAUCCUCACAUAAUGAACAAUUUGAAACUUUGCUGCCACAAAGACUACUUAUGGCAAUUUCAAGACAUACUGGAAAGUCAAUAUGAAAAUAGAAGAUAUUAAAAAAUAAUUUGUUCUUCCAAGUUGUAUUUAGAAUUGCACACCCAAUAUUUCCCGAGAUUUAAUUUAUUCCAGAAGUUUGCUCUUUUACAAGUAAUCUUCUUCACACACUAAGCCUGUUUACACUUUUUAUAUUUCUGUCCGUUUAUUUUCCUAUCAGAAGACAUUUGUGAUGUUUACCUAAUUCAUGUGCAUUACUAUUCAUACAAACUUGCUGAGUUAUAUAUGUUUUUUAUAAUCUUGGAAACAAGAAAUUUGAAUUUUUCGACUGAAUAUUACUAAGGAUAUUUGUUUUUUAAAAAGAGAUUUCUUAUUAUGGCGAGAAGAUCUCUAAAGUAUAGAAUCUUGGCUUUAUUUGGAGGUUUAUCUCGAGUAUUCCUCAUUAUUUAAUUUCCUAUGUUAUUGUUUUGAUAAAGUUUAUUAGAAUUUGUUUUUCAGUUUAUUUUAUAUAUUUUGUAUUCAUACAGAGAUGUUGAGUUAUAAAUUUCAGAAUUCUGAAAUAUUUUUGUAUU